Pogonomyrmex barbatus (red harvester ant) is the source of this 2197-nucleotide messenger RNA. RefSeq names its product deltex E3 ubiquitin ligase (gene dx). Gene Ontology annotation, molecular function: zinc ion binding. The record is from RefSeq and is a predicted model, not a curated record. NCBI's taxonomy places the organism in Eukaryota, Metazoa, Arthropoda, Insecta, Hymenoptera, Formicidae. Gene Ontology annotation, biological process: Notch signaling pathway; protein ubiquitination.
UCUUUUAUGGCCCAAUUCAUCUAUCGCCGUUCCGCAUUCGAUCGCUCGACCGGUCGCGAGCUCUCUCGAGGCUGCUCCGAUUUCUCGCGUCUCGACCUAUCGAAACUGUGCGCAUCUGCCGUGCGUCCACGGCGGCAUCUCUCGUUCUCGUGUGCGUCGAUCGUCCUCAGUCCGCACCAGGGCGCGUUGAUAUGCGUGUGUUCUCUUCCCCUCUCCUUCUCUCGGCGAGAGGAGUCGCGGAUCUCCACGACGGUGUGUUUUCAUUUCGUGACCGCGUUAUCGGGCAGGACGUAGGGCGAGUAUCGAGUUCACGCGAGUGACGAGCAAGGGAGAGGAGAGACGAUCGAUCCGUCAUUGUACAUCCGAUUCGACGUACAACAGGACGCGCGCGGUCGGUUGACGGUCGCGCGGUGACCGUGGGAAAACUCGAAAAUGUUCCCACGCUCUCGCUACGCUGCGAGUGUGUGUCGCGCGUGCGUGUGAAAUUCCACAGGGAGGCCACGGGGAAGGGUGGACGCGCGCGGGGCAGCGCGGGGGUGGCAGGCAGGAGGAUGAGCUCCCAGGGGCAGGAGCACGGACACGCGGUGGUCGUGUGGGAGUGGGAGAACCGUCACGGACGGUGGAGGCCUUACAGCCCGGCUGUGUCGCAGCAUCUCGAGCGAGCCCACUACAAGAAACUCACGCGAGUGUUCCUGAAUGAUGCGGAUCCCACUCUUGACAGGUAUUACAUAAAUUUGAAGACCAAGACACAAUGCAGCGAUGAUGGUGAUGAAACACACAAUGUGAGGAGAAAGUUUUACUUGCCAGGUUCACCGGCUGGCAAAGGAGCUAAGUGGGAAUGGGCAGGCGAUUCAGAUGAUUGGCAUACUUAUGAUAUGGAAGUGCAAUGUCUCAUAGAAGAAGCAUGGGCAAGAGGUGACAAAACUAUUGAUAUUUCCAAGACUUAUUUGGGUUUUCCUUAUAUUAUCAACUUCUGCAAUCUGACGCAAGUGAGAUGCUGUACAGGCUAUGUGAGGCCAAUAAGACGUGUACAACAAGCACCCUAUCCAUUGGUCAAAGUCGCCUUAGAGGAACUGCAAGUCACUUCUGGGAAAAGAGCUACAUCAGUUACAGUUAAGAGUUCCACUGUCAAGGUUACACACAAGAAAUCAUCUAACGGAAGUACGAAGAAAAACAACAAGAAAGGUAAAAAUGGAGAGACAAAUGGACCGACGAACAUUGCGCGUGUUAUUCUCAGCAAUUUUAACAUAUUCAGCAGUAAACAUGGUAUUGAAAAUAAUCCUGCAGCAACAAAUGUGGAAUCUGGUCAGAAGAGGAAGACUUGCGAUACAGUGUUAGAUGUUGAUUCCAGCAGCACCAAGAGCGGCCGCAGGCCAAGUGUGGAUACUGUGUCCACAUAUUUAAGUCAUGAGAAUCCGAUAGACUUGUUGGACAGCAGCAUGGGAAGCGAUGAUGCGUUCAAAGAUUCCAUUCUCGGAAUGGACACCACGUCGGAUGUGAUAUCCCAAUAUGUGAAAGUAGUUGAGAGCGAUGGUUCUGAUUCCUGUCCAGUAUGCCUGAGCACUCCAGAGCCGUUGACUGUCGAGCUAACACGUUGCAGGCACAGAUUGCAUUUAGCAUGCCUGAAUGCGAUGCUCAGCUGCCAACAACUACCUAUGUAUAUACAAUGUCCAGUUUGUCGCAUGAUCUACGGUGAGAAGAGGGGCAAUCAACCACCGGGUACAAUGAAUUGGACGCGGAUACCGCGAGCAUUGCCAGGCUUUCCAAAUACUAAUACUAUACAAAUUACUUACGACAUUCCAUCCGGGAUUCAAGGUAAUGAGCACCCAAAUCCGGGUCAGGCAUAUUAUGCCGUCGGCUUUCCGAGAGUGUGUUAUCUCCCGGACAACAAUCUUGGCCGUCGUAUAUUGAGAUUACUACAGAUCGCAUUCGAGCGCAGACUAAUUUUCACAAUUGGCCGUUCGGUCACUACCGGUCGCGAGGACGUCGUCACGUGGAACGAGAUCCAUCAUAAAACCGAGCUAGGUCCAUCCACAUCUGGCCACGGUUACCCUGAUCAUAGUUACCUCGAAAGGACACUCGCGGAACUGGCAGCGCAAGCCGUGUUAUUCCUCGAUGACAAUUCUCUCUCUCUCUUUAUUUCCCUCAUUCGCAACAUCCGACGUUUUACUGACGGCGUGUAAAGAAAAUUGCAACG